AUGCCCCUAAAACUGGUGCAAAUGAAUCUAAACCAUACGGCGGCAGCACAAGAUUUGCUGCUGCAAGCUAUGGCCGAGGAGAAGUGGGAUCUGGCAAUAAUAUCGGAACCCUACAGAGUCCCAGAGCAUCCCCACUGGGCUGGGGACACGGAGGGGCUGGCGGCGGUAGUUUGGGCGGGGAGCGAGAACUCGCCCCCCAUCCAGAGUACGGAGGCCUUCGAGAGGUACCUCGAUGGACUGGAAUUGGCGGUGCGAAGAAACAUGGGCCCCCUUACGAUUGUGGCGGGCGACCUGAACGCCAAAGCAAGAGCCUGGGGAUCGGGAAUCACAGACGCCAGAGGCGAGUUGCUCCUCGACUGGAUGGCAAACCUGGGGCUGUCUGUCAUGAAUCAGGGCCAGGCGAGCACCUGCGUACGGUGGCAGGGGGAGUCUGUCGUCGACGUGACGUACGUAAGAUUUGAGUUAGGCCUACCGGGAAGCCGGGAGCGUCAAGAGCGGGUCGUGAGCCGCAAGAACAGAGGAUGGGCGGUAAGACAUAUCGAUGAAGACAUGUUUGAGACGGCAAUGCAGGCUGGUAGGUGGUCAGCGGAUGCCGUGAGAGCGGGAGAAGCUAGUCUGGAGAAAAGAGCAAGGAACGUGCGCGAGACCCUGUGGAGAGCGUGUGAUGCGUCGAUGCCGAAGAAAAGAAGUGUACGGAAAAAAGCUCUCUACUGGUCGAACGAACAGAUAGCGGAAACCAGGAGAAGAGCUGGAAGGAUUAAACGCCAACUCACCAAAAUGAAAAGGCGCGGUCGUGAGGAGGAGGCUGUCGGGCUCCGAGAAAACCUCAGGAAGGUAAAAAAGGAGAUGAAAGCAUUAAUACGCGACGCAAAAGAAAAGGCUUGGACAGAGUUCGUCGAGACCCUGAAUAAGGACCCAUGGGCCAGACCCUAUAAGUUGGUCAUGGGUAGACUCAAGCCCUGGACGCCUCCGAUAACGGAGACUCUGGAGCCGGAGGCAGUAGAGCGUAUGUAUAUCAUGGCGGAGCUCUUCCCGGGGGACGACGAACUGCUCCCGCGGAGGUACGAGCUACCGGCUCCCUGGAGGGAAAACUGGCAAAUGAAGGAGGAAGAGAUGGUGCGGGCGGUUAAAAGGAUCGGGGGGGUCGCCAAAGCGCCGGGUCCCGACCACAUCCCCGGAGCUGCCCUCAAAAUGGCCAUCCCACAUGUCGGGGAGGACAUAAGGGAGCUGAUGGAGGGGUGUCUCCGAGAGGGGCACUCCCAGAUAUAUGGCAAAAGGCUACCCUGGUCUUAA
This is a messenger RNA of Trachymyrmex septentrionalis, 1293 nucleotides long. RefSeq lists its product as uncharacterized. Bases 1 to 1293 code for a protein of 430 amino acids. The record is from RefSeq and is a predicted model, not a curated record. Gene Ontology annotation, molecular function: catalytic activity. Lineage: Eukaryota; Metazoa; Arthropoda; Insecta; Hymenoptera; Formicidae. The transcript has 3 exons.